Messenger RNA from Labrus mixtus (cuckoo wrasse), 7985 nucleotides. It is a transcript of the gene mbnl3, whose product is annotated as muscleblind-like splicing regulator 3. Gene Ontology annotation, molecular function: metal ion binding. The record is from RefSeq and is a predicted model, not a curated record. Bases 1144 to 2220 code for a protein of 358 amino acids. The transcript is spliced from 7 exons. NCBI's taxonomy places the organism in Eukaryota, Metazoa, Chordata, Actinopteri, Labriformes, Labridae.
AAUUUUUUCAAAUGUGUUAUUCAGUCGGUGUUGCAGCCGAACACAUUUGGUUGCAGAUGCCAGUCCAACCCCGCUUCUUUCCCUUAGCCGCGGCGCGAACACGUUUAUAUUUCACCCGAUAAUUCAUACCUGACAAAAACAAGCUUUUUCGAAUUAUUUCACUUCCUAUCAUAAUUAAAGGCUGUGCAAAGCGACUCGAAAUGCGUCUUGGCAAAUAACCAUUUUUAACUGGCGUAGAAGACACUGGAGUCUGGAUAAGACUGGACUGUAAACAGUCUGCAGCAAAACAAGCAAGGACAUGCAGGAGAGAGGUCAUUGAGGAUGAUGACAACAGAAGAAUUAUCAACGGCGAAGUGGGGGAUAGAAAGAGACUGAUAUAAGAGGAGGAAGUGGAACUCCAAAGUGCCUACUGUGCCGGGUUGUCCACUGCUGCUGGUUAGCUGCUGUCUGACUGCUGGACGAGAUCAGGUCUGGCUCAGUGUGUGUUUGGCCUUGAGUGGAGGCUGUAUUUUACCCUGACAGCCACAGAGUCAUCCAUCCCACGUUGCUGAGCUGCAGCCCCCACAAACGCCGAGCCAAGCCGCCACCUUGUCUCAUCAGUGUGAGGACACCUACCCCUAUAAGGUUCUGCUUUUUGUUGUUCUUUAGAAAUCUACUUUUUCUGACUUUUUCAAACAAAAAAGCCCCACAGCGACUGCCUCAGCCGUGGCCAUGUUGACGUAAAGAUAACAGUGACUUUUCCGAAGCUGUCGGUUGAUUUAGGUAAAGGCACAGACAUUCUGUGACACAGCCAAGCAUGCUGGAGUGAUGUCCUCAGACUAGUUAAGGUUUUUUUCCUUCUUUUUUUUUGAGACAGAGCUGGCCUCUGCUCACAGUCAGCCCCCUCUAUCUCAUCGCCCUGAAACUUCAGCUGCCACUUUUCCCAGGAAGAACUAAUAAACAUCCCCUAAAAUAAACCACCCAAAAGGACUUGCUACCUUUUUGCACAGAGGAAAAAUAUUUUUGCUUCUGUUUCCUCUCCAUUUUGCCGGGGAUUUUUCUCUUUUUUUUUUUUAUUGCGUUACGAUUAGUCACUUUUGCUCUCAUUAGACAGUUUUCCAUCCAUCUGUCUCCACCGCUGCUCAGUGUUGUUGAGAGAUUCUGAUGGCUAUAAGCAUGAGCAUGGGACGGGACACCAAAUGGCUGACCCUGGAAGUGUGUCGUGAGUAUCAGAGAGGGACCUGCUCCAGGUCUGAUGCGGAGUGCAAGUUUGCCCAUCCUGCCCGGAGCUGCCAUGUGGAGAACGGCCGUGUCAUCGCCUGCUUUGACUCACUCAAGGGGCGCUGCACACGUGAGAACUGUAAAUAUCUGCAUCCACCUCCACACCUGAAAACUCAGCUGGAGAUUAAUGGGAGGAACAACUUGAUCCAGCAGAAGGCUGCAACAGCCAUGUUGGCUCAACAGAUGCAGUUCAUGCUGCCUGGAGCGCAGUUACAGCCUAUAACAGCAUUCCCAAUGACGCCUUCCCUGGCAACCAGUCACAGCAUGGCGUUCAGUCCUUAUCUGAGCCACAUGGGCCCAGGCAUGGGCUUCAUGCCUGAGCUGCUGCCCAGUACUCCCCUGCUGGUCCCUGGGAGUCCCACCGGCCUGGCAGCCAUGGGCAACGACAACUCAGCACAAAAACAUGUGCGCACAGACAAGCUGGAGGUUUGUCGAGAAUUCCAGCGCGGUAAUUGUACGCGGGGUGAGAGCGACUGCCGCUAUGCUCACCCCCUGGAAGCUGGAAUGGUUGACUGCAGCGAGAACUCGGUCAUUGUCUGCAUGGACUACAUUAAAGGCCGCUGCAGCAGAGACAAGUGCAAGUACUUCCAUCCCCCAGCUCACCUGCAGGCCAGGAUCAAGGCUGCACAGCACCAAGCCAGUCAAAACACAUCCUCCACAGCCUUAGGUCUGCCUCCAGGCGUCAUGCAGCUUCAAAAGAGACAGAUUUUAGAGAAGAGCAACGGCGCUGCUGCUACUGUCUUUAACCCAAGCAUGUUCCAUUACCAGCAGGCCCUUGCUAACAUGCAGCUUCAGCAACCAGCUUUUGUCCCCACUGUAGACCCAUCAGAGCUUCUGACACCUGAUCCAGUGGAGCUCCAGUGCGUCCCCAUGGAAACACAUUUCUGCCCCGUCUCCAAACUGCUGGUGGCGGCUCCAGUGGCCCUAAACUCAGUCAGCCUUUCCCGAAACCCCAGUUAAAGCCCCACACUACCGGGGGGGGAGGGGGGGGGGGGGGGGGGGGGGGGGGGGGGGGGGGUCAUCUUUCUGAAUGCAGCAAAUAUGUGCCUCACCUACAGCACACACUGACAAAGUGAGUGACAAAGUGAAACUUCUUAUAAGAUUGUAUUUAAAACAGAAAGCCGCGAUGUUUCACGCAAUACAAACCUGGGCCUGUUACUGUUGCUGUCAAACAACCAUCUUGAUGUAGAGUGACGUGAUCAGGCUGAGCAAUAGAGCUCCCUCCUUCUUACAGCCAUGCAUCCCCUUACCUUAAAGUGCAGCAGACAUAUGCACACACACACACACACACACACACACACACACACACACACACAGACUACAGGCCCUUUAUGGGUUGAGGCCAUCGUCUAUUCCAAAGUCAGAAACUCUGAAAGUGAAUUCUGGAAAAUCAGACUAUUUGGUUGGACCUGUCGCUGGUCUACAAACAUCAUGUGUUGUCAAAAUGAAAGAGUGUUUCAUAUAAUGUCAUGUUUACGUUUCAAGUUUGGCUACAAAUGUAACAUUUACGUCGUAUCAUGUCCAUCAUUCAGCCUGUUCUCUUUGUCUCAUAUUGCCUGAUGAGUCAUCAGUGAGUCAUCGUUAAUUUCUUUGUGCCUUUAAUUUAUGUGCCCAGCUGCAGAGAAGACUUACAUUUGAAACAUCGAUUAAAAUAUGUGGUUAUUUACUCCCUGAAGGCAAUAUCUAUCAUACAAAAAGUCUGUAUAUGUCCUAUAGCUCUUACUGUAAGAAAAUCCAGUCAUCACAGUUGUUGCUGCUUUAAAUUUACCGGUGUGUUUUUCCCAAAAAACGUUAAGUAUGUUCAGGAUAGUCUUUUGGUUUUAAUAGUCAGUAUGUGAUACUCGAUCUCAGCAGCAAAUAAUGAAUUUAUUUCCAUUUUAUGCAAAACUUAACAAACUUAUCACAAAAUUAGGAUUCAAACUGAGACAUUUCAAGGAUUCUUCAUUUAAGAAAAAACGUAAAGACGUGACGUUUUGUUCUCUUUGAACACUGAUAUUGAAUAAGAAAAGACAAAUUAUUACAGUGGAUAAUGGAAGUGAAGGGUAGAUGUGGUUGUGAUGAUAGAAAGGAAGGUUUAUUUAUUUAUGACCUUUAAAGAUGUAAAAUAAUGAUAAUCUGCAGGAGAAGUCUUGUUUAUUUCAUAGUACAACUAUGACUCAUGGCACAAACCCACAUUUUCAGUGUCCAGUCCAACCGAAAUCAAAUUAGAUGAAAAAAAAAAAAAGAUGAAAUCAACAAGUUCAUUUUUAAAACGACAAGCUCAUAUCUGAUGUAGGAGUUCUUGCACAAGACAGAAGCUGGAUUGGUUUCCUGAUGUUGUGCCUGAAGUCAGUGUGUGCCAAGAUCUGCCCUGUUUAAUCGGAUACCUGAAUAGUACCUUCAAAUAAAUAUCUCCCUCUCAAAUGAAAGACAUAUAUAAAUGUGGUUUGUGUAAUUGUAUUCUUUUGUGCAGCUUUAGGAUCGAAUAUGUGGCACAGAAGGUUUAUGUUUCAUGGCUCUUUAGGGAGAAAGCUUCGAACUUGAACACGUCCUGUACGGCUUUCCCAUGUUUCGACUUUUCUACCGAUGUGUGCAUUUUGUCAAACUUUGUCAGACAGAAUAUGGCAGCCAUGGUGUUAUUACAACAACCAAGUUCUGGUAAAGCCUUGAGCUGGAAGAAUGAUCACGUGUUGGAUGACUGAUUGUUAAAAUAGUUACAGACCAGGUGUCAUUUUGGUUUCCAAAUGUCUGUAAGGAAUGCUCUGUGGGUGUGACAUAUUGACAAAAAGGCUUUGGAAACUUGACUUAAAUUAAUAAUAUCUAAAUUCAAAUGUGCCUCUUUCAAGUCUCCUCCACCACUGUCAAUACACUGUAAGAACAGACCAGUGCUCAAAGCUAGAUGUGUUAUUUAAUAACAUUAUUGAAAUGAUAUAUCACAUCUGUACUAUGUAAUUCUCUGAGACAGCUGUGCUGUCUUAUGGUUUAUGUACAGAAUUCAAUUACUGAGUUGUUUGCAUACAUAAGUGUGUCAAAAGAGAAAUGUAUCACACCUUUGUUUAGUUUGAAAUGCUGCUGAUGUGGUCACAGCUGCCCCUGAGAAUAGUUCAUUUUAUACAAUGUUGUGUAUUGUGAAUAUAUCUAAUGCAAAAACUCUGGACAUGCCCCUCUCAAAGACAGGCAUUUUGAAAUGUAAUGACAUACUACGUACAUAAAGACUAUCUCUGAGGCCACAUAGGUACCAUGCUGAUACUGUGUCAAGACUUAUUCAAGUAUGUGUAUUGUUGUAUAGGUUUAUAUUUAAUGUUGAUGGAUGCUGUGAAUACUUUUGCAAAUAUCUCUCACACUCACGUGCAUUGUGGUACCAUGUAUUGGUAGUCAGUUUUUGCACCCCUAUUUUGGAAAGUGCCCAAAGUGCACCAAUGAACAGUAGAAUAAUCAUUCGACCCCAAUUGUAAAAUACUUUUGAGCAUUUAUUUUGUUUUCCACAUGAUGGAAUUUUAAAAAAAGUAACAAUUCAGGGAGACAAUCCAGCAGGAGGAGCAAGUGUCUAAUCCAUUCACUGGCUUCUUAAUAAGAACACUGCUACAGUAACAGAGUACAGUGGGGACAAAUAGGAAGGUCAGAUUCCUGGAAUUGACCCUGAGUCCAUGCGGGUGAAUGUUUGCUUCUUGUUAACAGUCUUGCACCCAAUUCAGUGUGCCACAGUUACUAUAGCAGCAGACCCUGAUGUUCAUGUUAAUUUAGUAAACAUUUUUCCUGCAAAAGUAGAGACCUCUUAUUCACUUUUUCAAAUUAAUUAUGUCCUUCCGUUAUUUAUGUUUGGCUGCUUACCUGCCAACAUGUAGAAUGAUAUGAUUGACAUAAGCUAAAUUGACAUGUCUCCUUACCAUGGAACAUUUUAUGCAAAAUGUCCAGUCUUAGAGAUAAAUCUUUAAGCUAGAUGUGAUCUGGUUCAAGGUCUUAAUAUCUGUGCAAACAUAUGAGAGGAACGCCUUUCUGAUCCAACCCUUGAAACAAAAUGAACACAUGCAUAACAUCCAACAUUUCCUUAAUAUAUAAUUGUUCAAUUAAAAAUUAGGUAGCCUGUUUUAUUUUUGUUAUUGUACAUCGCUAAAGAAACAUACUUUUUUGGUACAGAAAUAUACUUCUCCUUAACCUCUGUUUUUGCCAGGUUUAGCUGCUUCAUUUCUAUAUUCUUUGAAGAAUUUGGAAACAUUUUCUCCCGCUCUAUGAAAUAGUGAUUGUAAGAAUGUCCAGACAUAAUUAGUCUGAAUCUUAUAGCUUUUAAAGACUAGCUUUGUCCAGCCAAGUUAUCAUCUAGCCUUGCUCUCUUUUCCCCCCUUUGACAUCAUUUUGCCUUUUGACUGCUGGAAAAAAAAGAUUGUGCCUCCAGUGGGCGUUCAAUUUUACAUUUAGGGGUAUGUAUUGAUGCACAAGAGCUCAUCAGUGAGGGGGAAUUAUGUUUUGGCACCAGAAAAUCAUUUUUACCACACAGACAUGAAUCAUUAGUCUGAAAUAUGCAGAAAGCUCUGGUCAUAGUGUGCGAUGAACAGAUCCUUUAGCAUGCAGAGGGUGAAUUUGAUCCUGAGCAUACUUGUGUUGCCCCGGAACAGAAAAUGGACCUUAUUCUCACCCACUGUUUAAAGAUUUGAUAGCUGAAAAAGCUAUAGUUAAAAGUGUUUCAUUAAUGGUCAUUUAAGCUUUUUUUUAUCUUACAUAAAAACACAGCAUGGAAAUAUAUUUAAAAAACAUUUAUACAUCAUAGAUAUAGUUUGUGUAGACCAACAAGAAAAAAAAGUAUAAAGUAUAAUAAAAUCAUUUGUAUACAAUGAUGGAGUCAUUGUUAAUGGUAAUAGUUGCUGUUGCUAUGGCAACAAAAUGACAACAUGGCUACCUUUCUAUUAUCCUACUUGUGAAUUUUUUCACAUCCAUUGAAGUGACAUAAACACUAACUUAUUCAAAAAGGGAAUGUCUAAAUUAUCUUGUAAAUGCGACGCAAUUAAUAUUUUGUAUGAAAACUUAGGUCCUUGAUAUAUCCAAAGGUCCUUAGGGGAGAUCAGGUGUUAAUUUUGUGUUGUUUAUUUGACCUUAAUUUUUUUGGUUCUUGUACAUGGUGUUUUUGAGAUUUCAGAAUGGAGUUGGGCUUCUAAAGCCAACACCUUUAUGUAAGGGAGGUAAAGAGGCUUUUGGACUAUUGAAAGAGCUUCAUCUUCUUCUGUUAACCUUACUUAUAAAUCUUCACUUACCUGGAUGGUCCUCGGUCAGUUUCCUGUGUGACAAGGUGUGACCUUUAAUUUGUGAGUUCUGUUUCAGUUUGGGCCAAGAAGGUGGUCCAGAAGCCUCUUCCUGCCCAGCUGUGCUGGGUGAUGUCGAUCCUUGCUGAGGUGUAUACGAAUGUGUAACGUUCACCUUGUUUGCACUUAUGUACAUAACUAUGUUGAAAAUACUCUAAAUUUAUUUUGAAUAAAUAUAGAUAAAAGAGAUGAUUUUAAAAAAUCACAUCAAUGUAUUGUUUAUGAUAUGAGUAUGUCUGUCAUUUAAUUACAGCAGAAAAAAAUUGCUUUGUCCUUUUUUUUGUUUUUUCACCAGAACCCUGUUAUUUUCAUAUCAUUGACUUUGGAAGACAUGAACGACUUGAUAAAAAGCUUUUUAUGUUCACGCAUUGAGAAAACUUUGUUUGAAUUAUACGUCACACAAGAAAAGUGGAUUUGAGAAAGUAGUUUAGUUUAGAAUAUAUGAUAUUAACCAGUGCUAACCUUGACUUUAUAUCUACAUCAUGAAUACACUUCUUCAGGUGCAGUCACAUCAGUCAAGCAGGCAGGAAGAAGACAGAAAAAGAAGAGCAGUUGUGUAAAUCACACUUUUGAGGGACCUUGAUGUGUGAUGCAUUCACUGGGUUAAAAAUUAACUUUCAUUUUGUCAUUUUAGAAAGUGGGCUAUUCUUUGCUCCUAUUAUUUAAUUUUCACAAAACAAUAAUAAAUCUGAAUUCUCCUCAGGACUUUAGCCAAAUUGCAAACAACCUGGUUUUCCAAUGUUACUCCUGCAGCAGCAACAUCCUUACACAGCUCUGUUCCUUUACAUUUGAACAUUUGAUUCCUCUUAAUUGCAAUUUAAGCCAGCAAUUUUGUUGCCAUGGCACUUGUCCUAGUGGUUGAUGGACUGAGUCAUGCUGGUGAAAGGGUUCACAGCCCUCUGACUCCACAUGUGGGGAAAACAAUGUGGUCAGAGUGCCCUUGUGUUCAUUCUUUCCAUUUGUUUAAAUGAUUGAUUUGUAAUUGUGCCUUUAUCAUGCAAAGUGUGGUUUUACUUUAAUGUUCUUCAUUUACAUUGACUUUAAGGGCACACAUAUCGUGUGUCAAACUUAUCCCUUUAUUAAAAAUACUUUUUUGGUGAAUUGUUAUUUAACUGGGUAAAUAUACAGACAGAAUGGCAACCUGUGGAAGAGGAUGAGGGCCAAAGACUGUUCAGGACUAAGCCAUAUGAAAAACUGUCUUUGAUGCUCGAGGACAGACUUAAAGUGACUGCUGUCAUUGAUCCUUACACUUGUUGUUUUCUUUUUUUUUUGUGAUAGAUUUUUUAUUAUUUAUGUUCAAACAUUGUUACACUUGUUGUUUUCUGUGUGUGGUGCUUGUGUGUGCUGCUUUGCCAAUUUAUUUUGCAGUGUAUAGCUAUUAAGAGUAAGUUACUGUGCCUAUAAUGAGUUCUGCCAUUUCUGUUUGAUCUUUAAUAAAACACAUUAUUGCGA